AUGGUCGACAUAAACCCCGCGGCCCUCAGUCGGCCCUCUGUCAACCUCUCGACUCCUAUUCUCGCUACAAAAUCUAUAAACGUUUCCGUCCCCCCAUUACAAAAGCCAAAGACCAGCCAACUAAUACCGGCCCGCAUUGAUCUUGAACCUAUCUAUACCGCCCUUAGGGCAAACAUUGGCCUGGAACAAUGGAACGUUUACAAGGAAGCCAUUAGCAACUUUCUCCUUGGUCGUCUCAACCAAGCCGAGCUUAGUGCACGCAUCGACCCGAUAUUGGCCUCUCCCGAUGGGUCCAAGGAACACCUUCACAACCAGCUCAUAGCUGCUAUAUACGGAAAUGUCACUCGAGAAAUGCCCGACCAGGGCCUUGCGCCUUGGGUCAGCGCAAACGACAAACCCUCAGCCAACACGUCUAACAAGCCAGUGUCUGGUGAUGCUGCAGAAAGGCGGUUGAAGGGAGAGGUCAUGCAACUCCCCAGCAGGGACAGGAGGCGUAUCAAAGACCUUGCACAAAACGACUUCGAUCCCUACGAGUCGCUCUCUAGCGUGUUCCUUGACCACUCUAGAAACAAGUCUAUCGUCAAGACUGCCGAGGUACCGGCAAGCGCCGCCGGAGGUCUCAGCCGGAUGAACUAUGACCUGGAAAUCAGGAAACGAUAUGCGCAGCCGCUGGCGGUCGAGUCUGGAGAGUUCCCAGAUGUCAGCAACAUUGAGGCCAAGAUGCUUCCCAUCUGCUACGAGGCCGGUCUGUCAGGUGGACACGCGCCAGAAGCUGCCCAGUUCAUGUCAAUAGCAACGGAAACGUUCAUCAAGCAAGUCAUGUCCUCAAUCUUCAGCCGAACGAGGUGCAACGGUCCCGGAGACUCAGGCAACGCCGGUUUCGGAGCAGGCAAUGCUUGGAUCCAAACACACAAGUACCGGCGCCAGCUGCAGAAGGAAGAAGAGGCCCUCCAGAGGGGCGAGGUAACACGCGACAAGAGCGGCCUGUUGCCCGUGGAAGCUAAAGCCGCCAGCGAGCGCGGGCCUCUUGGUAUGGCCGACUUCCGGAUUGCGCUGGAGAUGGGUGACUGCGGACUAGCAAACUUUCCAAUCGUCGCCAAGUCGGUCAUCUACGACUAUAGGGAAGGGGAGCUCGAAAACUGGGACGAUCACACUUACAUCGACGGGCGAAAAGUACAACCGAUUACCGACGGAGAUGUUAAGAUGGGUGGAAUGGUGGCCGACGGCAAGCCAGAUGGACCAUUACCCAAUGGCGUUAACCAUGAGGAUGCCAUGGACAUUGACAACGACGAUGACGAUAUACCUUGGGAAGGGGCAGAGCCCGAGGAUGGGGACUUUCUCAACAGCAUUUUGGAUACAUGCCUCGCCGUGGGCUAA
Molecule: messenger RNA, 1377 nt
Organism: Sordaria macrospora k-hell
Lineage: Eukaryota; Fungi; Ascomycota; Sordariomycetes; Sordariales; Sordariaceae
Biological process (GO): regulation of transcription by RNA polymerase II
Cellular component (GO): SAGA complex
Molecular function (GO): transcription coactivator activity
Source: RefSeq, a predicted model, not a curated record